GUACUGAAUCAUUCGCUGACGAGAGUAACUCAUAUUGCCCUUAGCUGCCACGAACUGCACUUGUUUUGAAUCCACCAGGAAAACUUUCCAAAAUGGCAAAUCCAAUUACUGUCGUUGUUCUGCUGGCUAUCACUUCAUGCAGACUAGUUCAGAGUGAAAAGGCUGACUUCGAAGAGGACUCAAGAACAUUUAUCUGGCUCUUAGCUGAAGAUUGUCGUACCUCGGAGACUACUAACGAUGAUAUCAAGGCAGUUGUGGAUGACGAAAAGGAUAUGUCUUAUGCCUCGAAAUGCAUUCUAGCUUGCAUUAGCGAACAUUUUGGUUUGUUCACUGAGGACGGCAAAUUCAAUUUUGAUGUUGCUUUCGAAUUUUUCGAUGCUAUGAUUGAAGAUGAUGACGAAAAGAAAGAAAUGAGGGAUCGACUUAUCAAAAAGUGUAAAGAUAUUGAGGAUGAAGAUAAGUGUGAGAGGGCUUACAAAUUGAAUAGGUGCAUGGACGAGGUGGAUAAGGAAUUCCAAGCGGAGGAUUGAUGGACAACACCACAAUUUGGUUUCAGAUGUAGAAUAGUAUAAAUAAAAUUCCACUGCAAAAAUAUAUAUUAUUUUGGGCAGA
Molecule: messenger RNA, 612 nt
Organism: Hermetia illucens (black soldier fly)
Lineage: Eukaryota; Metazoa; Arthropoda; Insecta; Diptera; Stratiomyidae
Exons: 5
Coding region: 93-530 (145 amino acids)
Biological process (GO): sensory perception of smell
Molecular function (GO): odorant binding
Source: RefSeq, a predicted model, not a curated record